Abrus precatorius (Indian licorice) is the source of this 597-nucleotide messenger RNA. Its product is annotated as glutathione S-transferase 3-like. Lineage: Eukaryota; Viridiplantae; Streptophyta; Magnoliopsida; Fabales; Fabaceae. Gene Ontology annotation, cellular component: cytoplasm. The transcript has 2 exons. The record is from RefSeq and is a predicted model, not a curated record. Bases 1 to 597 code for a protein of 198 amino acids. Gene Ontology annotation, biological process: glutathione metabolic process. Gene Ontology annotation, molecular function: glutathione transferase activity.
AUGGCGGAUGAGGUUGUGUUGUUGGAUUUCGAUCUCAGCAUGUUUGGCAUAAGAGUUAGGAUUGCAUUGGCAGAGAAAGGGGUCAAAUAUGAGUACAAGGAAGAGGAUCUGGUGAACACUAAGAGUGCAUUGCUUCUUCAAAUGAAUCCAAUUCACAAGAAAAUCCCUGUCCUUGUCCACAAUGGGAAACCCAUUUGUGAGUCCCUCAUUAUUGUUCAGUAUAUUGAUGAAGUCUGGAAGGAUAAAUCUCCUUUGCUGCCCACUGAUCCAUAUCAGAGAGCUCAGGCAAGGUUCUGGGCUGAUUUUGUUGAUAACAAGGUGCAUCAAGUUGCAAAGAAGAUAUGGACUGGGAAGGUAGAUGAACAUGAGAAAGAAAAGAAGGAAUUAAUAGAGAAUUUGAAGCAACUGGAGGAAGUUCUUGGGGACAAACCAUACUUUGGGGGUGACACAUUUGGGUUUCUUGAUGUUGCUUUCAUUCCUUUUUAUAAAUGGUUUUCUACUUAUGAGAAAGUAGGCAAAUUGAAGCUGGACUCUCCUAAACUCAUUGCUUGGGGUAUCAGAUGUUUGCAGAGGGAAAGCGUGUCCAAAUUCCUUUGA